This is a messenger RNA of Misgurnus anguillicaudatus (oriental weatherfish), 5386 nucleotides long. The record is from RefSeq and is a predicted model, not a curated record. Lineage: Eukaryota; Metazoa; Chordata; Actinopteri; Cypriniformes; Cobitidae.
AUGGCGGUGAAAGAGUUAAGCAGGUCAGUAGCCGAGGCCACUGAUGUGGAACUGAACAUGCGUGUAGGAAUGCACACAGGCCGUGUGCUCUGUGGUGUCUUGGGUCUCAGAAAGUGGCAGUAUGAUGUGUGGUCAAAUGAUGUGACGUUAGCCAAUGUGAUGGAAGCUAGUGGACUACCUGGGAAAGUGCAUAUCACACGCUCUACACUGGAAUGUCUAAAUGGAGACUAUGAGGUGGAACCAGGAAAUGGCCAGGAGAGGCACUCUUUCCUGCUUCAACAUGACAUUGAAACAUUCUUCAUAGUACCAAGUCACCGCAGAAAGAUUUUUCCUGGCCUGAUCCUCUCAGACAUCCAACCUGCUAAAAGGAUCAAGUUUAAGACAGUGUGUUACUUAAUGGUACAGCUUAUGCACUGCAGAAAGAUGUUCAAGGCUGAGAUUCCGUUCUCCAGUGUCAUGACCUGUGAGGAUGGAGAUAAGAGAAGGGUGCUCUGCUCAGCACCAGAGAAGCUCAGGAACCGGACAUCAAUGUCAGCAAACACAACUCAAGUCAGUCCAGGAACAAGAGUAAACCGGUACAUUAGCCGUCUGAUUGAGGCCCGGCAGACAAAGUCUAACAUGGCUGAGCUGCAUUUCGUCACACUCAUGUAUAAAGACUCUGAGCAGGAGCACAGGUAUCAUCAGCUGAAUGAUGAGUAUUUCACUGGGGCUGUGGUGCUAUCUCUGAUUUUCGCUGCUGUGUUUGGAAUUCUCUACCUACUCAUCAUACCACAGGGGACUAUCGUGUUGUUGGUCUUGGUUUUCUGCAUCUGUUUUCUUGUUGUAUGUAUCAUGUAUUUGCACAUCACUAGAAUUCAGUGUUUUGCUGGGUGCCUUACCCUACAGAUCCGAACUGUUCUGUGUGUUAUCAUAGUGCUUCUAUUAUAUGCAGUGGCCCAGACCUGUGUGAUGGGCUGUAUGCCAUGGCUUUGGACCACCAAUUCCACUCACUCCAUAUUAAUCAUUAAUGCAGCUGUUGGGAUUAACCGCACCAUGGCAGAGCUGCCAUGUGAAGGGGCCCAGUACACUUUCUUGUGUUGCAUGGUGGGCACAUUGACAGUGGCAAUCUUCCUGCGAGUUUCUUGGGUAUCUAAAAUGGUCCUGUUAUUAGUGCUGGUGGUGAUCUACAUUACAGUUCUUGAGUUCAGUGGAUUCAGACGUACUUCAGGGUCUGGUUUGAUCAGGGUUCGUAGUUUGGAGCCAAUCAUUUCUCUGAUGCUCUUCUCAACUGCACUGGCCCUACACUCCAGACAGAUGGACCUUAAACUACGCCUUGACUAUCUCUGGGCCACACAGGCAGAGGAGGAGAGAGAUGGGAUGGAAAAAGUUAAACUUGACAACAAAAGAAUUCUCUUCAACCUGCUGCCUGUGCAUGUGGCCCAACACUUUUUACUGUCAAACCCCAAAAAUAUGGAUCUUUAUUACCAGUCCUAUGCCCAGGUGGGGGUGCUGUUUGCAUCCAUUCCAAACUUUAAUGAUUUUUACAUUGAGCUGGAUGGCAACAACAUGGGUGUAGAGUGUCUAAGACUCCUGAAUGAGAUAAUUGCCGACUUUGAUGAGCUCAUGGACAAAGAGUGCUACAAAGAUAUUGAGAAGAUCAAAACCAUUGGCAGCACAUACAUGGCAGCAGUUGGAUUGGUGCCCAUCAUUGGAUCCAAGGCAAAGAAAUCCACUGCAGUCCACUUGAGCACAAUAGCAGAUUAUGCUAUUGAAAUGUUUGACAUCCUUGAUGAAAUCAACUAUCAGUCCUAUAAUGAUUUUGUGCUGAGAGUAGGUAUCAAUGUAGGCCCAGUAGUAGCAGGGGUUAUUGGAGCUCGCAGGCCACAGUAUGACAUUUGGGGAAACACUGUGAAUGUUGCCAGUCGCAUGGACAGCACUGGAGUCCCAGGAAAGAUCCAGGUUACAGAGGAUAUCUACCACUUGCUUCAGAACAACUAUGAUCUGGUGUGUCGUGGUAAUGUCACUGUAAAAGGCAAAGGACAGAUGCUUACUUAUUUCCUGGAGGGCAAAUCCCAGGAUGCAGGCAACAGAGCACCACAUCACACUGGUGGUCUAGAGCGAAGAAUUCACGCCAUAGCUCGCACCAGUAUUGCACAAACCAAGACUGAUGGUACUUUUUCUGUCACAUCAGGCCUUGCUGCAAUGGUCAGCAUGAGCAAUAUCCAAAGGACACACUGUCACAGUGCCAGCACUGAUGCCAACUACAUGCUUACUGGAGAACAGGAGACCAAAUAUGAUGAAAAGGACAUGUAGCAUGACAGAUCUCAGUAUGCCAGUGAUUGACAACAAAAAUCAUGGAUCUAAAAGAUGGGUGAAAAGGUUAUGUAUAACUUUGGCAAGUCAAAGAAGUUAAAGAAUGCAAGAAUUGUCUUCCUUUUGUAAGCAUGAUGGUUCUUUGGUUAACAAUACAGUUAAUUUAAACAUUAAAUCCAAAUUGACAAUUAAUUUACCUAAUCUUCAACCUGCAUAUCCAGGUCAAAUAACCUCCUCAAAAUAGGUAUUAUGGAGUUUCAGGGAUGUAACCCUUGCUUCUUCCUGGUAUGGAACAACAACCCAAUUGAUAAACUCAACUCUCACCCUACAUUUUGUUUCGUAUUGACUAUUCUUUUUCACUUAAAAAAAUAUAGUUGAAAGCCAAGUUGAGAAUCCUAUUUUAUGUUUUAAGAAUUUACAGUUUUUAACGAUUGCUAUGACAGACUUUUCAAUACGUUUAACAAGUUUCCAAAUCUCUUAACACAGUUAGCACUACAUCCGCCUAUGUAAGCUAUACUAUUAACACUUUUUGUUGCUUUACAGUUUUUUACGAUUGCUAUGACAGAUUUUUCAAUACUUUUUACAAGUUUCCAAAACUCUUAACACAGUUAGCACUACAUCCACCUGUGUAGGCUAUACUAUUAAGCAGUGAUGGGACUAACGCGUUACUGUAACUCCACUACUUUUGGCGGUAACGAGCAUUUAACGAAGUAUUUUUUUAAAUCGAGUAACGCAGUUACAAUUACUGAAAUUUAAAUGAGUUCGUUACUCGCGUUUCUCACGUUAUUUUGUGAAAAAUUAAUACUUGCAGACACGACAUUUCUGAUCUAACGUAACGUCACCGCAUCGUUGUGGGCGCGCAUUUCGCGCAAUGAAUCAUUAAACUUCAUCAUGGCCGACAGUGCAGACAGAAUCAGCUUUCUCUCCUGGAAAUAUGGACAUUACUUUUCGCUCGUCGAAAAUAAGGAAAGAAAUGUAGUGGUGAGUUGUAAAUUGUGUGCAGGUGCAAAGAACCUAUCCACGUCUAAGAAUAGCAAUUCAAAUCUUAUGAAGCACCUAUUAAAACAGCACGCUUCGACAAAGCUAGUAGCUAAAGACUCCAGCCCUACAGAUGUUGAAGGCGCCACUCCAUGCAAACAACCAAAGCUAGACUUUAGGUCUACACGUACUCCAGUGCAGCCGAUAAGCCAAGCAGAGCUGAAUAAAUUGAUUGCGAGAUAUGUCGUCGAUGACAUGCUUCCUCUGUCAACUGUCGAGUCAGUUGCUUUUAGGCAACUAAUAAGCAAAAUUCCCGUGACUAUAAAUGAAGGCUCGGAGCACAUGUGCAGGAAGAUGUUUUCCAGCUAUUUAGACAGAGAAUAUGCGAAAAUGCAGGUAGAGCUAAAAAAAACAUUUGAGGGUUUACAACAUGUCUCUACCACAGCAGACAUCUGGACUGCUUACAAUAAAAGCUUUCUAGGUGUAACUGCACAUUGGAUUAAUCCGAACAACAUGCUACGUGGGAAAUCAGCCCUGGCAUGCCAGAGAUUUAAGGGCCGACAUACGUAUGACAUUAUUGCAACCGAAAUAGACAACAUCCACUCGUCCUAUGGUCUAUCUUUCAAAGUGACUGCAACUGUUACUAACAAUGGGUCUAAUUUUGUCAAGGCAUUUCAAAUGUACCAGCCACCCGAGUCAGACACUGAAGAUCAUUUAGAGGAGGAUGAGGCGACUUUUACAAACAUCGGGGAUGUGUUAGAUAAUGCUGCCGAUGACAAUGACGUGGUUUUACCCCCGCAUCACAGAUGCGCAUCGAACACAUUGAACCUCAUCUCAUGCACUGAUGUCGAUAAGUGGCUAAUGUCAAUGCCGAAAACAAAAUCUAUCUACAGAAAUGCUACCACAAAAUGCGCAGGGCUGUGGAACAAGGCAAGUCGGUCAACGGAGGCUUUGGAGAUUGUCACCGACAUUAUUGCUAAGAAGCUGCUUGUACCUUGCACCACCAGGUGGAAUUCGUUCUAUGAUGCGGUAGCGCGAAUUUCUGAGAUACCUGUGGCUGAAUUGAAUACAAUAUCUUCCCAACUUCAGCUGAAAUGCAUCAGUGAAAGGGAACAUCAGGUCCUUAAAGAGUAUUGUGUUGUGAUGAAGCCGCUUACUGUGGCUCUUGACAUUCUGCAAGGAGAGGACAAUUGUUUUUACGGAACACUCUUGCCCACUCUGGAGACGUUAAUGUCAAAGACUUUGGAAUUAAAAAAACACCUUGCAAUCCUUAAUGGUCUACCAGAGGCAAUUGUUCAGGCAAUUAAAACCCGAUUUGCACGUGUUCUUGAGGAUAAAGAUGCUCUACUGGCUGCUGCGACCCUACCCAAGUUCAAGUUACGCUGGCUGCAUGACCAGGAGAGGAAGGACCUGGUAAAAGCAAGUCUAGUAGCAGAAUGCAGAAAAUAUGUCCCAGAGCAGGAUGAGCAUCCAGGGGAAACUGCAACAACACAGCGCCGACCAUUUACCAAAGAGGAUGAAUUCUUUAGCUUUGAUGAAAGUGAGGAGGAUGCCUUUGUCUCUGUUGAAAAUGAAGUAGCUGAUUACUUUAAAUCGGGAGCCACAGGGAUGGAUGCUCUGAAUCAGUUUCCAACAAUAAAGAGAGUAUCACUUAAAUUUAAUGCAGCCACUCCAUCCAGUGCCCCUGUGGAAAGACUCUUUAGCCUUGGGAACCUGAUUCUCUCUCCAAAGAGGAAUAGGCUCUCAGAUCAAAAGUUUGAGAAGCUUCUUCUCUUAAGGUACAAUAACUGGUUUGAGAGCUAGCAAUGUUGUGGCUAUUGGUCAGAGGAGAGAGAUGAGACUUGUUAGCCCAUUUUAAUGUUUGUUGAGAAUCUCAUCUUAUCUCUAUUUACCUUUGCCUUAUGAGGCAUGUUUGUUAAAAUAUUUGGUUAACCUUUUGUUAAAUUACAUUCAAUUAUAUGCAGCAAUUAUAUGCAGCACCUCAAGGCAAAUUUGUUUUCUCUUUUAAUUAGUGUUAACUGUUAAUAGCCUACUGUAGGCCAAUCACUUUUAUUUAAUUGGGCCUAUGUGGUAAAAACACUGGUAAAUGACUGAGACAGUUAUUUUGUUUAACUAC